AGCGUCUGUCGCCUCAUAACAUAAGCUUGCUAAUUUAGUUCUUCUUAAACCGUAGAGCAGUGAGACACGCCAAAGCAGUUGUUCGAAAUGCGUAUUGCAGUUAUUGGUGGCGGCGUAAGUGGCAUCUCCUCGGCCGUGCAGAUUUUGGAGUAUUUGAAAUCAACCGGCUCACCAGCGGAUGUAACUGUGCUCUCUGAGGCUUUGACGCCAAAUACCACCGGAGAUGGCUCAGCUGGUCUCUGGGCUCCUUAUUUACUGAGCGGCACGCCCAAGGCGCGAGUACACCGCUGGUCAAAACAAAUGUAUGAUUUUCUCAAGCAAAUCUGGUUGUCUGAAGACGCUGGUGAGGCAGGUGUCUGCCUAUUACCUUUCCUAUGGUUGACAACAACAACGACAACAAUGCAUGAUGUUUUGUGGAAGGAUAUUGCUUACAGUUGUCGGAGGCUUACACAAAAAGAACUGGAUGGGCUAAAUAAAGGAAAAGAAAGGAAAUAUACUGAUGGCAUAGAGUUCAUUACCUACACCUCUGAGCCGACCAAGCUUUUACCUUAUUUGAUGAAGCGUUUCCAAGCGAACGGUGGCAAAAUUGUACAACAAAAAAUCGCCAAUUUGGAGGAUUUCAUAACGAGUUCCGAAUACGAUGUUAUUAUUAACUGCACUGGUUUGGGUUCACGUGAAUGUGUUAAAGAUAACGGCAUGUUUUCGAUCCGUGGACAAGUUUCACGCGUUAAGGCAAAUUGGCUGUACCAUGGGCUGAUAGAUGAGAGUGAUGAUGGCAAUUACAUUAUACCAAAUUGUGAAUCGGUCAUUUUGGGAGGCACUCAUCAAGAAAACGACUACAACACAAAAGUAUGUCCGAAUGACAAAGCAUUCAUUAUAAAUGGUUGUCAAAAAAUUGUGCCUGGUCUGGAGAAUGCGCAACAUCUAUACGAUUGGGUGGGCCUACGACCAGGCCGUGACUCAUUGCGUUUGGAAGCGGAGAAAGGAGGCAAAAAAAUCGUUAUACAUAACUACGGACACGGCGGCAGUGGUGUUACCUUGGCUUGGGGUUGUGCCGAUGAAGUGCUGGAACUGCUGAAACAUGAAUUGCAAGCGCGCAAUUUUUUAAAAUCGAAAUUAUAAAAGAUCCUUAUUAAAAGUAAUGUGAAAUGUGUUUGCAAAUAUUGACACGUUAUCCUUUUUUACUGUUUAAUAAAUUUGCAAGAUAUUCAAUUUUAAUAUAAAAUAA
Molecule: messenger RNA, 1228 nt
Organism: Zeugodacus cucurbitae (melon fly)
Lineage: Eukaryota; Metazoa; Arthropoda; Insecta; Diptera; Tephritidae
Product: D-aspartate oxidase
Exons: 5
Coding region: 88-1122 (344 amino acids)
Molecular function (GO): D-amino-acid oxidase activity; FAD binding
Source: RefSeq, a predicted model, not a curated record